Neocloeon triangulifer is the source of this 534-nucleotide messenger RNA. Its product is annotated as tetraspanin-17-like. The coding region runs from base 1 to 534 and encodes 177 amino acids. The record is from RefSeq and is a predicted model, not a curated record. The transcript is spliced from 5 exons. Lineage: Eukaryota; Metazoa; Arthropoda; Insecta; Ephemeroptera; Baetidae. Gene Ontology annotation, cellular component: membrane.
AUGGCCACAACUAAGUUGCAGAAAACCUUCCACGUCCUGAAUAUUUUGCUUCUGGCAAGUGCGAUAGCAGAGAUUGUCAUGGCAGCCGUGAUUUACAAAAAAGUGUAUGCAGUUGACUUGCUCUCCUCCCUCAGUUGUGGGUUGAUCACGUUUGCCAAUUUUGCUGUGCAAAUCGCAGGAUUUAGCACAAUCUUCAUCUCUUGGAUUACUUCUGAGGUGCAGCAUUGGAUGGAGUACACAAUUGCCAACUACUAUAAAGAGACGUUCGCAAAAAAUGCCUGGGAUCAAAUGCAGACCGCAUUGUCAUGUUGUGGAGAGUUUCGUCCUGAUGAUUGGUUGUUCAACGUAAAUGGUCCUAUUCCAAUUUCAUGUAACUGUGAAAACGGAAUUGACGAUAACUGCAAAUCUGGACCGUAUUUUGAAGUUGGAUGCCUUUCGACUAUGUUAUAUCAUGUAUAUGACUUGUCCCCAACUGUGGCCGCUUUAGCAGCUGCGAUGGCUGUCCUUCAGGGCAUCAAAGAAGAGUGGUGCUAA